Homalodisca vitripennis (glassy-winged sharpshooter) is the source of this 1439-nucleotide messenger RNA. RefSeq names its product replication factor C subunit 4. Gene Ontology annotation, cellular component: DNA replication factor C complex; nucleus. The record is from RefSeq and is a predicted model, not a curated record. Gene Ontology annotation, biological process: DNA repair; DNA-templated DNA replication. The transcript has 2 exons. The coding region runs from base 191 to 1270 and encodes 359 amino acids. NCBI's taxonomy places the organism in Eukaryota, Metazoa, Arthropoda, Insecta, Hemiptera, Cicadellidae. Gene Ontology annotation, molecular function: ATP binding; DNA binding; ATP hydrolysis activity.
UAUUUGUAUUCCACUCCACAGCUAUGCGGUGUGCAGUGUGCACUCUGUUCCUAACCUAGCUUGUGAUUGAGUAGAGUACAUGAUUAGUAGGUACUAAUAUUUUCGAUAAACUCACUUAAGAUUUUUUAAUAAAACUUAGUUAUUCAUUGAUAUACAUUUUACAGGAUAAGCAUUAUUUAUUCAAAGGAUAAUGGAGUCUUUUCUUAAAACUGGGAAACUUGGGAAAGAAGAUGUAUCAGCUAAAGCAGGAAUGAGUAAAAUGAAACCAAAGAAAGAGAGCAAGUUAACUCCAUGGGUUGAGAAAUACAGGCCUCGUUCCAUGGAUGAGGUGGUGGAACAACACGAGAUUGUAGCAGUGUUAAAACAGUGCUUGACCGGAGCAGAUCUUCCCCACUUCUUGUUCUAUGGACCUCCAGGCACUGGUAAAACCAGUACAAUAAUUGCUGCCGCUCGCCAGCUAUUUGGCGAUAUUUACAAAGAGAGAAUUCUUGAACUCAACGCAUCUGACGAUCGUGGUAUCCAAGUAAUAAGAGAGAAGGUGAAAAACUUUUCUCAACUGACAGCAAGUUCUGUACGCCCAGAUGGAAGACCGUGUCCACCGUACAAGAUUGUCAUCCUUGAUGAAGCUGAUUCCAUGACAAGUGCGGCCCAAGCUGCACUUCGGCGAACUAUGGAAAAAGAAACUCGUUCUACACGCUUCUGUCUGAUUUGUAAUUAUGUAAGCUGCAUUAUUCAGCCACUCACUUCACGUUGUACAAAAUUUAGAUUUAAACCUUUGGGCCAAGAGAAGAUGUUGGAUAAAUUAAAGGAAAUAUGUGAUGCAGAGGAUGUAAAGUGUGAGCCGGAAGCAAUGAAGUUACUUGUAGAGAUGUCCGGUGGUGACAUGAGACGAGCCAUCACCUGUCUACAGUCGUGUUCUCGGCUCAAAGCUGGAGAUCAAAUAAGCACAAGUGAUGUUUUUGAAGUAACAGGAAUCGUGCCCAAUCACUGGAUUAAGGGAUUGAUGGAAGUUUGUGAAAUUAAGGACUACCAGAAACUCGAAGAUUACAUUGAUAAAAUGAUGAUGGAAGCCUAUUCCGCUUCACAAAUUUUAGAUCAGGUACAGAAAAGUGUUAUUGACUCUUUGGAAUUGACUGAUGUACAGAAGGCCAAUAUUUGUGAAAAAAUUGCUGUAUGCAGCUGGAGACUACAGGAUGGGGCUAGUGAGUUCUUACAGUUGAUGGACUUGUGUUACACGAUCGUCAAGGCUCACAAGUCUGUUACAGUUUAAUUUUAGUUAAAAAAAGAACUGUUAUAGUUUUAAGUUGUGAUUAAAAUAACAAUGUGAUUGAUAAAUGCUUUGCUAAAAAUAAAAAAUUAGGUAUAAUAUUUUCAUAUCGUUUUAAAAGCAUAUCAUUGUAUCUUGUUAAUAGUUAUUAAAAAACCAUAAUGUAUAUAAA